Messenger RNA from Cucurbitaria berberidis CBS 394.84, 2600 nucleotides. Its product is annotated as acid protease. Gene Ontology annotation, molecular function: aspartic-type endopeptidase activity. The record is from RefSeq and is a predicted model, not a curated record. The coding region runs from base 161 to 2302 and encodes 713 amino acids. Gene Ontology annotation, cellular component: fungal-type vacuole. The transcript has 2 exons. Gene Ontology annotation, biological process: proteolysis. NCBI's taxonomy places the organism in Eukaryota, Fungi, Ascomycota, Dothideomycetes, Pleosporales, Cucurbitariaceae.
UUCGCAUGGUGACACCCUUAGCUAACUCUUCCUCUUCCUCUUCCUGCUCCUCCUCCUCCUCCUCCUCGUGCCAUCGGCGGAGCAGACAAUGCUGCUUGCUGAUGCUGCUCAGGUUGAGUGGCUCUCGUCGCGUCUUCCACACGUCGCUUAGUCACCGACAAUGAUUCCUUCGCAAGGCCGUUGCGUCCUGCUCUCGUCGAUAUGCGCUCUGGUCGCCCCCACGCUGCUCCUACCCUGCCUCGCCGCCGAAUAUGUGCAGCAGAAUCUCACAGAUUCUCCAGGCUUCAAGCUGCUAUCGGGAAUUUCGUCUGUCCCGGCACCUAUUCGAGUUGCGCCGGAUCAAGAUUGGAUGGGGACGGACGGCGCAUGGAAUACCUUCAGUCUGCUCGUAGGCGACCCACCCGAGAACGUACGAGUCCUGGUAUCGACUGCAAGUCAGCAGACAUGGGUGAUAAACCGCCAGGCCUGCGUAUCGAAUAUAACGGACCCCAAGACUGGGCAAAUCGCCCAGCUCAAUGCUUUCAAUUCCGACUGCGAGACUAGUCGCGGCUUCCUCUACAACAAUACCGACUCGAAAACUUGGCGCCGGAAAGGGUAUUAUCAACUGUGGCUGGAGAAGAAUCUAGGGCUCGUUGGGAAUGGACUGUAUGGGUUCGAUUCGGUGGGCUUGGGGCUGCUAGGGGAGCAGGGGCCGUCCGUUCAAAACACCACAAUCGGUACACUGGUCACGGCAAACUUCUGGCUCGGUCAUAUUGGACUCCACCCGAAGCCCACCAACUUCUCUGCCUUUGAAAAUCCCAUCCCAAGUUAUUUGUCAGACCUAUUCACCCAGAAGAAAAUUCCCAGUCUGUCGUUUGGCUACACAGCGGGGGCGCAGUACCACGGUCAAACUGUCCUCGGAAGUCUGACGCUUGGUGGCUACGAUGCAUCUCGAUUCAUCCCCAAUGACCUGACCUUCAUUCUUGCACCCGACAAUGAGCGUGACCUUGUCGUCGGCGUUGUCGGUCUGACAGCAAGCACUACGACCACGCAAAAUAUUAAUCUCUUGAAACGCGAUGAUGUCACCAUGUUCAUCGAUUCGACUGUUGCCGAGCUAUGGUUGCCUGUCGAGAUUUGUAAAGCGUUCGAAGAAGCCUUUGGUCUGAAGCAUGACGCAGCCACCGAUCUCUACCUCGUAGACGAUGCUCUUCACCAGAAUCUGAUGACACAGAACCCGAGCGUGACCUUCACCCUGGGUCAGAAAUACAGCACUGCAACUACACUACAAAUCACCUUAUCCUAUGCUGCGUUCGAUUUACAAGCCUCACCACCCUACCGGGGCCUACAAGAAAAGACCAAGUACUUUCCAAUCAGACGAGGCAAUGAUUCGAGUCAAUGGGUGCUCGGUAGAACAUUCUUGCAAGAAGCUUAUCUGACCGUUGAUUGGGAGCGGCAGAACUUCUCCCUGUCGGCAAUUGAUUGGACCUUCGGCAAGCAGUCCGAUCUUGUUCCCAUUGUUUCGCCUCAGUAUGCAGUGCAGCAUUAUAGGUCCCCCAAGAAGCCGGGCUUGUCUACUACCCCCAUAAUUGGCAUCGCAGUAGGUGGCGGAUUUACCUUUGCGCUGAUCAUGUGUGCAAUUGGUUGGUGGUUCUGGCGCCGUCGGCACAAGCGCAAGUUGGAGGUGAUCAAGGCGAAGUAUGAGGCUGAUGUUGCUGCUGCGGCUGCAAAGAAAGACUCUUCAGAGAGGUCAGCCAAAACCCCAACGUCACCUGUACAUGACAGUGAGGAAGCAACGAGGGUGUUCCCCAAAGCCGAGUUACCUAGCCACUCGGCUACGCACCACGAGUUGGGUACCGAUCUCAAAGAGAAGAAUCCGAUAGCGAUCAGUGAAGCGGACAAUACAGAGCGGCCGAUCUACGAGAUGCCUGGAGACAUGCCAGAGCGCCAGGAAGCAGGCGGUCGUCAGCUUUCGGAGAAGGAAACAAUGGUGGUCCGAGAAAGGAUGUACAACGGCAUUGAUCCUAAUGGUAGCCCUCUUGUAUCGCCACUAGGAGAAGAGCCCCCAAGGCGACUGGUGCCCAUAUCCCCGUCCGAGGUUACCACGCUGAGUGGGAGACAUCCCAGCAGCAACAAUGUGUCGCCCGUCACGCCACGAACACCACGAGACGGCGCGCAUUUGGAGACGACGGAUACUUUUUUCCAGCUUCCACCGUAUCGUCCACCACGAGAUGGUAGGCUGAAUGAAGACAUACUUCUCUCGCCCAUUUCUCCUCUUGAAGGGCCCACGGACACGUCCCGGCGGCGGUUUUCUUACGAGUCAUGAGUUUGCAAAAAGUUGAUUAUUUAGCGACAUAAAUAGGUGGCGUUCAUUUGGGUUGGUACACCUGGCGUGGCAUUUGCGGCCCAGUGACGGCAGGACGAUGAUAUGACGGUUACGGCGUUUGAUUGGGAUAGGAUAUCUUUGAUGCCUAUAGGAAUCUAGAGUGCCUGUCUCGACGGGCGUAUGGCAGACAGUACCUUAUGUUUGUGGAGGUGAUAGCUGGAAGUGCUGGAUAUGAUAGAAGGGUUGCGGGACUGUUCUGCCCCAACCACAAUCUCGAUUUUCUACUCUAAUACUAGUG